GUUCCUUGUUUCCGGGGCCCAGCUGAACCCUCACUGACGUUUCUCAAGUCUGCCCCGAGAUAGACUGGAGAGAAUGGCUGCCAGUGGAGAGGUAGGGAAGCUGUUACAAGUACAAAAUGGGACACCUCCAAGCACCAACUACAACGGGGUAGAUGCUGUUCAUGCCUGUAACAUCCUUCAGCAGCUCAAAGCCUUGUAUGAUGAAGCACAGCUCACAGACAUUGUCGUAGAAGUGGACCAUGGCAAGAAGUUUGCAUGUCACCGGAAUGUCCUUGCAGCAAUUAGCCCGUAUUUUAGGUCCAUGUUCACCAGUGGCCUUACAGAGAGCAGCCAGCGUGAGGUCAGAAUUGUUGGGGUGGAAUCUGAAUCCAUGCACCUCGUCCUAGACUAUGCCUACACAUCCAGGGUCAUGCUUUCUGAGUCCAAUGUCCAGGCCCUGUUCACUGCAGCCAGCAUUUUCCAGAUUCCUGCCUUGCAGGACCAGUGUGCCCAGUUCAUGAUCAGCAGACUGGACCCCCAGAACUGUAUUGGGGUCUACAUGUUUGCUGAUGCCUAUGGACAUCAGGAGCUGAGGGAACGCUCACAGGACUACAUCCGCAAGAAGUUCUUGUGUGUGUCAUGGGAGCAAGAGUUCCUCCAGAUGACCAAGGAGCAGUUGGUCAGCAUUUUGAACAAUGAUGACCUCAACGUGGAGAAAGAAGAGCAUGUCUAUGAGAGCAUUGUCCGUUGGCUGGAGCAUGAUCUGUCUGGCCGUGAGGCCCACCUAGCUGAGGUUUUUUCCCAAUGCAUCCGUCUGCCCCUGCUGGAUGAGGCCUUCCUCAGUCGGAUACCCGCCCCUUUUGCUUGUGCCCUCUCCCUGUCGAAGGACCCUGCUGAGGCCAAAGCUCGCCUCACUGGCACAAACGGUUGCCCACAGCGCCUGGGCAUGACUGCUUCUGAGAUGGUCAUCUGCUUUGACGCCGCUCACAAACACUCAGGGAAGAAGCAGACGGUGCCUUGCCUCGACACAGCCACAGGAAGAGUGUUCAAGCUCUGUAAGCCACCCAAUGAUCUCCGGGAGGUCGGUAUCUUGGUGUCCUCAGAGAAUGACAUCUACAUUACUGGAGGUUACAGACCGAGCAACAGUGAAGUGUCCAUAGACCAUCGGGCAGAGAGUGACUUCUGGCAGUACGAACACGCAGGCAACCGAUGGCUUCCACGCGCACCUCUUCUGAGAGCGAGGAUAGGCUGCAGGCUUGUGCACUGCUGUGGGAAGCUUUAUGCACUGGGGGGCAGAGUAUAUGAAGGUGAUGGGCGAAAUGCAUUAAAGUCAGUAGAGUGCUACGAUGCCAGGGACAACUGUUGGACAGCGGUCUGUCCUAUGCCAGCGGCCAUGGAGUUUCACACUGCUGUGGAGUACAAGGAUCGCAUCUAUGUCCUCCAAGGUGAAUAUUUCUUUUGCUUCGAUCCCCGUAAGGACUAUUGGAGUCAUCUUGCACCGAUGACUGUCCCUCGGAGUCAGGGUCUGGCUGCCUUGUAUAAGAACUGCAUCUACUACAUUGCCGGCAUCUGCAGGAACCACCAGCGCACCUUCACUGUGGAGGUCUACGACAUUAAGAAGAGCACAUGGAGCCGCAAGAGAGAUCUGCCCUUUGACCAAGCCACAAGCCCGUAUAUAAAGGCCAUGCUGCUGCAAGGCAAGCUACACCUGUUUGUACGAGCCACACAGGUGAUGGUGGAGGAGCAUGUGUUUCGCACCAGCCGCAAGAACUCCCUUUACCAGUACAACGAUGAAGCAGACGUAUGGACCAAAGUUUAUGAGACACCUGACCGCCUCUGGGAUUUGGGUCGCCAUUUUGAAUGUGUCGUGGCCAAACUUUACCCACAAUGUCUACAGAAAGUGCUUUGAGGUAGUUGGUUUUUUGGAAAUCAAUCUAUAGGGCAGAGGGAGUAGUGUGUGUCCUGCCUGCCUUGUGCCUGGUGUUACCUUGGGUUUGCACCGCAAGGACCAUUUUGGGUUAAGUCUUAAGGCGUUCAAACUUUGGUUCAACAUGAUCAAAAUGGGGGUGCUUUUAAAGCUUGCAGUAUUUUUUUUCCAGACAGCACCAACUACCCACACAGAUGCUUGUUUAAAAAACAUUACAACGAAUCAUAAGUGCAAUUAUCCUAUUUUUUGCUUGUUGUUCAGCCAUGUUCUAUUUUUGUUUUAGAUACAUAUAAGUAAGGAUUUUUACAAAUCAAAAGCAUGCAAAUGAGGGUAUUGACAGGAUAAAAGUGCCCUCUGGAGAUAUGGAUGCUAUGUGUCAGCAUUAAGUGAAAAUCUAUAUAUAUAUGACUAUAUAAACUAUGUAUUCAUACGGGUAAGAUGAGUACUAUAGCUCAUUAGUAGUUUGCUGGCUCUGAGGCUUUUGUGUUUGUGUGUGUUUUUACUAUUAUUUUUUCUAUUCUGUUUUCAAGUCUUUCAUCUUAUUUUAUAGACAGGUUUUGAAGUGUGCUUAUGAUUUACAUUACCUUUAGUGUUUUUGAAGCUCAUAUGAUAUAUUAAGGCCCCCCUCUUCCUUUACAUGCGUCGGUGUGUCAAACAAUACACAAGUGUGGCUUCCGAGCUAUUUUUAAGUUUUGCUUGAGAUUCCAGUUGCAUGGGGGGCUUAUACCUCCCACUCUUUGAGUUGACAUCCAUUUUGUGUCACAUGUGAAGACAACUUAAGUGAAAUGUUAGAAUACUCACUCUCCACAUUGGAGAAACAUGGACGGAGUCAAAUUUGUGUCAACACUAAGUGGAACGUUCAGACCAACUAACAGGCUUACCUCAGAAACUUCAGAUAUGUUUGAUUAGGAGAAAAGGGACAUUUCAGGCCAUAGUGUUGAUUAAGCAACUGUGUGAAAAGCUCAGUUAAGCAUCGAGCUCUGUUGAGGUUGUUUUUCGACAUUGGAUUAAUAAUCAUUUGAAAGAAGGUUGAAAGAACCUUCCUCUUAAAUGCCAAUAAAGCAUUUGAGGUCUUGUUAUAGUUGAUCUGGACAUUGAAAAGAAUUGUGUGGUAGCAAUAAGUCAUGGAACUGUGAUUAGGCUAUAUUACGUUAUAUUACCUUUAGUAAAAGUGCAUUCAUUGUUUUGUGUGCUUGUCUCUGCUAGUGAAAAUCAUGGUAGUUCCAAUGAUUGUGUGGCUGUUGCAUGGGUGCAGGCUUGAAGUGAUGCGUAAUUUAGUGCAGAUCAUUUGGGAUGCCGAUGUGCCUGUGGCUUGAAAAGGGGCCUCAGAAUCAAAAACUGUUCCUAUGUAAAAGAUUAUCUGAAAAGUCUUACUCAGCGUUGCACUGAAUCACUCUCCACUUCAGCAGUCCUUAACUGCAAACUUUACGAAGCACCCUCGUGAACAAGUGAGGGUGCCUCGGGUUGUGUGCUAAUUCAUCUAACCAUGAGCCAUAAUUCUGUCUCUACACGCCAUCACACAGAGGACACAAGUUGUUGGUGCUGCUUUUUGUUUUGUUGACAAUCUUGUAUAGAAGAAUUAAUACAACCACUGAGUGGCGUUCCUUGUGAAAGUGGGACAUUUUCAGUGCCGUCAAUUUCCUCAUGCAGGUUCCUGUGUCAUCUUUGCACUACACAUUUCUCUUGUAUUUCAUCUUAAA
Messenger RNA from Perca flavescens (yellow perch), 3606 nucleotides. RefSeq names its product kelch repeat and BTB (POZ) domain containing 8 (gene kbtbd8). The transcript has 5 exons. Bases 74 to 1888 code for a protein of 604 amino acids. NCBI's taxonomy places the organism in Eukaryota, Metazoa, Chordata, Actinopteri, Perciformes, Percidae. The record is from RefSeq and is a predicted model, not a curated record. Gene Ontology annotation, molecular function: protein binding.